Messenger RNA from Mangifera indica (mango), 1398 nucleotides. RefSeq lists its product as uncharacterized. The coding region runs from base 407 to 1042 and encodes 211 amino acids. The transcript has 2 exons. The record is from RefSeq and is a predicted model, not a curated record. NCBI's taxonomy places the organism in Eukaryota, Viridiplantae, Streptophyta, Magnoliopsida, Sapindales, Anacardiaceae.
UGAGAAUGUUUAAUUUGUUGUUUGGACAUGGACGGGUUCAUUACUUGAAAAGUUUAAUUUUAUAAAUUAAUAUAUGUAUAUGAUAUGAUGACUGUACAAAUGAUGUGGCAUGAUAAGACUAUUGUUUAUGGGUUUUAGGCUGUGGUCAAAUUACAAUGUUUAAUGGAUUUGUUUAAAGUUUUUUAGGAUUUGAUUUUAAACAAAAUUGGUUUUUGUCAAUUGGGGUUGGGGGUUUCUGUUUACUCUGCUUUGUGUGCGAAACUGAAGUUGCUAAUUGAAAAUCUGUCGUUGAUGAUGUGACUGACUUUGAAUUAUUGGCGGAUGAAAGGCCGGUGAAGAAAUUAUUGUGAGAGUGAGCGGCAAAACGGAAAUUAUAGCUUAUUAAGUGCCCAGAUGAGCAGAACUGAUGUUAUUGGCAGUUGAAGGAGGAGGGUUCUUCUCUUCUUCGGCAUCUGGGUAUAGUAAGGGCCUGACCCUUCUUCUAUUGGGUCAGAAAAACGAAGACAACAAAGAGAAACCCAUGAGAGUUUCCCCGUGGAAUCAGUACCAGUUGGUGGACCAAGAACCUGACUCUGACCUCCAGCUGGCUUCCACCGCCGAGAAUAAGCUUUCCCGCGGCUGCGCCUCUUUUGUCUGCUUUGGUCGCGCUUCCGCAGGACUUGACACCCCAUCGGCUCCCAAAGUAGGCCCUACCCAGCACCAAGAUGGCUUACCAGGGUCUCUUGCCUCUGACCAGAGAAAGGAUAAAACAGUUGAUCUUGAGGAUGAAGAUGGUAUUGUAAGAAAGGUUUCUCUUAGGAGUAGCUUAAAGAAGCCAUCACAUAACAUUCGAGUUCCCGCUCAAAAUGUUAAUAAACACGACGAAGUGAGUGAAAAAGGUAGUGAUAUCCCUGGUCACACAGAAAGGAGGAAAGUUCAGUGGACUGAUGCUUGUGGCAGUGUACUUGCUGAAGUUAGAGAGUUUGAGCCCAGUGAAUUGGGCGGAUCAGAUGACGAAUUUGACAAUGGAAUUGAAAGAAGCUGUUCAUGCACAAUCAUGUGAUUUUGUUCUCACCAACACCAUUUGUGGACUCACAUUUCUUAAGAUGCAGCAACGCAUCGGGUAAGAUUACUAGUAAUGCCAUUGGUCUGAUUUUGGCCUGCUUCAACUGAUUUCUGGAGAAGGGAAAGCAAGUUUUGGAUCUCUUGCCACAAAAGAAUGAUACAAGGAUAGGAGCUUCAUUUCUGAUCACUUUUGUUGGAUUGAUCAUUUGUGUGUAUAUUUAUUUGUUGAGGAUUUCAAUUUUGACACUCGGAUUCUCUUUGUUUUGUUAUGCUCUUCUUCUUGUUUCGCCUUUUGCUACUGUUUCUCGUUUUCAUGUCAAGUGAUGUUAAAAAUUUCAUCUCCUACGAUACAAA